Hirundo rustica (Barn swallow) is the source of this 7295-nucleotide messenger RNA. RefSeq names its product phosphoinositide-3-kinase regulatory subunit 1 (gene PIK3R1). Gene Ontology annotation, molecular function: protein binding; 1-phosphatidylinositol-3-kinase regulator activity. The transcript is spliced from 16 exons. Gene Ontology annotation, cellular component: phosphatidylinositol 3-kinase complex. NCBI's taxonomy places the organism in Eukaryota, Metazoa, Chordata, Aves, Passeriformes, Hirundinidae. The coding region runs from base 573 to 2747 and encodes 724 amino acids. The record is from RefSeq and is a predicted model, not a curated record. Gene Ontology annotation, biological process: insulin receptor signaling pathway; phosphatidylinositol phosphate biosynthetic process.
GGGUCCGGGAGCGCGGCGGGACGGGCGCACGACAGAGAGCGAGGCGUCGCGGCGGCGGCUGCUGCUGCUGCUCCUGCUCGGAGGUGGGAGGGAAGUGGUGACGGUCGCACCGCUCCUGCUGCAGCUGCUGCUACCGCUGCCGCCGCUGCUGAGGAAAAGCAUGUGUGCAGAGUUUGGUGGCAGAAUAUUUAAGGUGUGUGGGCAGUCUGUGGCAAAUACAUCUGAAGAAAGCGUGACUGGCUAAGGAGUUGGCUGAACUUGUGUGUGGAGACACAGAAGUGCCGGCAAGUCCAGGAAAAGAACUAAUUGGAAGAAUACUGCUAGACACAGAGGAAUUGGAACACUUAACUUCUGCAACAGACAGUCACUAAGAAUAAAAACAUUGGUAAAAAUAUCAGUAGUGAAAAGGCAGACUGGUAUUUUUUCAUUCUCUGUUGGAUUUUAUUACUUAAGAGACAUUUUCAUCAUCCCAUUUGAGUCAUCUUGAAUUUCUCUGUACGUAAAACUGUAACUGGACAGUUGCAUUUUAACAGUGUUUAGUAACACUUUUGAAUGUUAAAUCACUUGCCAAGAUGAGUGCUGAGGGAUAUCAAUACAGAGCUUUAUAUGACUACAAAAAAGAGCGAGAAGAGGACAUUGACUUGCACUUAGGAGAUAUAUUAACUGUGAAUAAAGGUACCUUACUAGCACUUGGAUUCAGUGAAGGGGAAGAAGCGAAGCCUGAGGAAAUUGGUUGGUUGAAUGGCUUUAAUGAAACCACAGGAGAGAGGGGGGAUUUCCCAGGAACUUAUGUAGAAUACAUUGGGAGAAAAAAAAUAUCUCCCCCCACUCCAAAGCCUCGUCCUCCUCGACCUCUUCCAGUGGCACCAAGUCCUGCAAAAGCUGAAUCAGAGAGUGAGCAACAAGGUUUUUCACUUCCAGACCUUACAGAGCAGUUUGCACCUCCUGAUGUUGCUCCACCAAUUCUUGUCAAGAUAGUAGAGACAAUUGAAAAGAAAGGUCUGGAGUACUCAACUUUGUAUGGAGCACAGGGUUCAAGCAGCACAGCGGAAUUAAGACAAAUUUUUGAAAGUGAUACAUCUUCAUUAGACUUAGAGACAUUUGAUGUUCACACUUUAUCAGAUGCUCUCAAGAGGUAUAUCCUGGACCUGCCGAAUCCCAUCAUUCCAGCAGCUGUUUACAGUGACAUGAUAUCUGUAGCUCAAGAAGUGCAGAGCUCAGAGGAAUAUGCUCAGUUGCUGAAGAAACUGAUCAGAUCUCCAAAUAUACCUCCCCAGUAUUGGCUCACACUCCAGUAUUUGCUCAAACAUUUCCUCAGAGUUUGUCAAGCCUCCAGCAAAAAUCUCUUGAAUGCAAGGUCUCUGGCUGAAAUUUUCAGCCCUCUGCUUUUCAAAUUCCAGAUAGCAAGCUCUGAUAAUACAGAACACCACAUAAAAAUACUAGAGGUUUUAAUCACAAGUGAAUGGAAUGAGAGACAGCCCGUACCAGCACUGCCUCCUAAGCCACCGAAACCUAAUACCGUAACUAACAAUAGCAUGAAUAACAACAUGUCAUUACAAGACGCUGAAUGGUACUGGGGGGAUAUCUCAAGAGAAGAAGUAAAUGAGAAGCUUCGAGACACAGCUGAUGGUACUUUUUUGGUACGGGAUGCUUCAACCAAAAUGCAUGGGGACUACACACUGACACUGAGGAAAGGAGGAAAUAACAAAUUAAUCAAAAUUUUUCACCGAGAUGGAAAAUACGGCUUUUCUGACCCUUUAACGUUCAACUCUGUGGUCGAGCUAAUAAAUCACUACCGGAAUGAGUCUCUAGCCCAGUAUAAUCCUAAACUGGAUGUAAAAUUACUCUAUCCAGUAUCUAAGUACCAGCAGGAUCAAGUUGUAAAAGAGGAUAGCAUUGAAGCAGUAGGAAAAAAAUUACAUGAAUAUAAUACCCAGUUCCAAGAAAAAAGCAGAGAAUAUGACAGACUCUAUGAAGACUACACAAGAACAUCUCAGGAAAUCCAAAUGAAAAGAACAGCCAUUGAGGCAUUUAAUGAAACAAUAAAAAUAUUUGAAGAGCAGUGCCAAACACAAGAAAGAUACAGUAAGGAAUACAUUGAAAAAUUUAAACGGGAAGGAAAUGAAAAGGAAAUACAAAGAAUCAUGCACAACUAUGAAAAACUGAAGUCUCGGAUAAGUGAAAUUGUGGACAGCAGGCGUCGAUUAGAAGAAGACUUAAAAAAGCAAGCAGCUGAAUAUAGAGAGAUAGACAAGCGUAUGAACAGCAUUAAGCCAGACCUCAUACAGCUGAGGAAGACAAGAGAUCAGUACUUGAUGUGGCUGACUCAAAAAGGCGUUCGGCAAAAGAAGCUAAAUGAAUGGCUUGGAAAUGAAAAUGCAGAAGACCAAUACUCUAUGUUAGAAGAUGAUGAGGACUUGCCCCAUCAUGAUGAGAGAACGUGGAAUGUGGGAAAUAUCAACAGAAGCCAAGCUGAAAAUCUGCUGCGGGGAAAACGAGAUGGAACAUUCCUUGUUCGGGAGAGCAGCAAACAAGGCUGCUAUGCCUGCUCUGUUGUGGUGGAUGGCGAAGUAAAGCACUGUGUGAUAAACAAAACACCUACUGGGUAUGGAUUUGCAGAGCCAUAUAACUUGUACAACUCGCUCAAAGAACUGGUGCUACAUUACCAACACACGUCACUUGUGCAGCACAAUGACUCUCUCAAUGUCACACUAGCCUACCCCGUAUAUGCACAGCAGAGGCGAUGAAGAUCUCAAUACUCUGGGUUGUUUGUUGUUUUUUUUUAAAGAAAUUAUUUGGCAACAUUAAGGCCUCUGGAGAGAAAAGGCUCCUUUCAGCUUUACUCAAGAAUUUGCAGUAUCUGUCUUCAGAUGGGACUAGAGAUUUCCUUCACAACUGCAGUGGGAGAGAUCACAGUGUUGUGCUGUGAAUGUAUGUUUGUAAUCUGAAGUGCUUUUUUUUUUAAUAUAUAUAUAUAUAUAUAUAUAUAUAUAAUUAUAAAAGAAAAACACAAGAGAAAAAUCCAAACCUGAUCUCCCUGCAGGGACACAGAGGCCUUUAAGCAUGGUGCUUGUUUACGACCACUUCUGAAGCUUUACCAGCUAGAACAUUGGAUUACCCAGACACAAGGUAUAAGAGGUCUGUGUCAUUCAGUUAUCGGAAUUUUGUGGUCACAAUCUGACUUGGAAUGGUGUUGCUGCACUCAGUGGAUCCAGACAUACAGCAUUGUGGUUCUAUUUUGGUUUCUGGUGAAUGAUAUGUAGCAGAGUGGCACUUUCAUUUCUAAGGGACACUUUAAAAGGACAUCAGUUACAGUAUAUUGUUCAGAGUAACUGUAAUAGCAAAGUGUCAGGAAGUGUUUUGUUUAGAUGAUUAAAAAUCCUGGUUUAAGAAUAUAUUUAAGACUGAAGAAAACAGGAUUUUCAAUGGCAUACAGUGUAUAAUAAUGUACAUAGUACUGGAUGACUAACUAUCAUUGAUGGAAACUGUCAAUACCAAACUGUCUUGGUUUUUUUUCCUUUUCUGUUUGCUGAAAGCUGAAUUUUUAGACUAUGCUAUGCAAUAUUGAAUUUUCUUUCGGCUGCAGUCUUCUCUCAAGCAUAUCUACAGAUUAGGCUUGUUUUUCUUGGUUUUUUUGUCCUUUUUUUUUUUUCCCCCUUUUGCCUAAGGGUAUUUUUUUUUUGUGAUUAUUUUUUGUUAAUAAUUUUCUUGGGGUUCUUUUUUUGUUUGUUUGUUAGUUGGCUUUUAUUUUUGUUUUGUUUUUAAUGUACAGGGAGCCAGCAAGAGUUGGCUUGAGAACUAAAACUAUGAAAUAUUUUACAAUUUUCAUUGUAUAGAAUAUUGAGCUACUAGCUCAAAGUUUAAGAAGUUCGUAAAUUUUUUUUUUUUACUAAAUAUUUUGUUGGGCAGUGCCUGAUAAGCUUCUAAGCUGCUUAAUUCAAUAAAAAAUAUAUGAACAUUAGAAAAUAUCACUGAGUCCAACAAUACUGUUUCAGAGUUAUCUUUAGAAUACGGUACCAUGGUACAUUUGCUUCUUGAAGCAUUUUGAACUUCUGUCAUGAUUGUCUUUGUAUAUGGAAGACAAGAAAAAUAGUGUAUCCUUCUUUGAUAGUGACUGCAGAAAAAAUGGGGAUAUUUUGCUACUGCAGUGUAGAGUGUAGAUAGUUUGGAUCUCAGAAUGAGUCCACCUUCAUAGUAAAUAAAUGACUUCUUGACCUCUUAUGACAGAAUUUUUGUCAGCCUGUAAAGGUAUUUUCAUUUCACAUGAAGGAAGUUUCUCUAAUCUGUUGCCUAGGUUUGUUUUUUGUAUUAGUAUUGUGUGGAAAAAAAAUCUUCCACCUCUACUGAGAAUAUUUGGAUACAAUGUAGAAUUAAUUAAGACUGGAAAAUGUCUUUUUUGAAAAUGAUUAGGCUAUGAUAUAUAUUUUCAAAAGUCUGUAGUCUCAGACAGGAUCAAAGUGAAGACUUCCAUAAUUUCAGGGCACCAGAGACUUACAAAAUCAUAGUUCAGUUAAAAGAAACAAAUGCAUAAAUCUCACUAAAACAAAGUUACCCAUAAUCCUGGGAUAGUUCACUGUCAAUAGUUCGCAAUGGUUAUUUAUUGUCCUAACCACUGAGGAAAUUCAUAUGUUGCAAAUCAAAAAAGUAAUGAAGUUCAGAGAAAUCUUGGAAAAUAUUUGACUAAGUGAACAUAUGAAAUUAUUGUUCCCCCAAGACGCAAAAGAUAAGAUCCAUUACUAUUGAAGAGAGUUGCACACACAAUCAAAAGAGUGAGACCCAUGGAGUUCUCUCAUAAUAGUUCUAGUUAGAGAACCUUGUGUUUUAAUUCAAAGUAUGCAAUGCUUUAUAAGCUAUUGGAAAUAAUAAUAAGAAAUUUGCCAGUCUCCAAUUAUCUUUGUAUUAUCUUUUCGUUUUUACAUUGUUACUUCAGUUCUGAGGCUGUAAGGCUUUUGAUUUUAUUUUGACUUUGUGGUUUGUAUUUGGGGGGGUAUUUGUUUGUUGGUUGGUUUUUUAGUUGGGGUUUUUGGGGUUUUUUUUGUUUUGUUUGUUUUGUUGUUGUUUUUUUUUGUUUUUUUUUUUUUUUUUUUGUGGGUGGGUGGGUUGUCUUUGCUUUCUUACAGUUGUAUUUUCUUAUUAGAAUUAAUAUCAGGAAAAAAGAUUCAGCAAACAUUGUUUCAUGAUAGUCAUCACUUAGAAAAUUAUUCUGAAUAUUUUUCCUGAAUAGAAGUUGUCUUCAUGCCUUCCCUUUCUCAUUCCACACUGCUUUCAGGCCUGUAGGACCAUAUGAAUCUGUUAUACUAAUAACUGAUUUGUAGUAUGAAAAACACCAACAAGGUACUCUAGCAUGCCAGUUAUGCUAUUGGGCUUGAAGUUACAGGUUAGUUCAUUAUACAGCAGUUUAACAUUUGUAGCAAUCCAAGAUAUUCUUCGGACAUAUAUUAAUUUCUGAAUGUUAAAUAUUUUAAGAGUAAAAUUGUAAUUUUUUUCUCUGUAGACAAAACAUAUGUAAUCUGAAUUGAUGUUUUAUGUAGCAUUUGUCAAGAAAUUUUAUCAUAGUAAAGCAUUUGGAUCUAAUUUUCCUCAUUAAGAAAACCCCUGCUAUGUCAGUGGGCCAUAUCCUUAGCAUGCCCAGCCCAGUAUGGAAUAUAAUUGGUUCCUGUGUGCUGUGCAACUUCUCUUUGUGUGUGGGUGUAGCAGAAAAAAAAAAAAAAAAAAUAGUGUGUGUGCAGAUUUGACACUUGCUUUUCUUGCACAAGCAACAAUGAGAAAUAAGCACUAUGUUGUAAGGAUGAGUGCUUAGGGCUUCUUAAGGGGAUGUUCUGCCUACACAGGGUCUGUGCAAUUUGCAGGGAUCAUUUACGCCCUCAAAUUGGCAUGAGUGGGUUUUCUUUGGUACUUACAUAUUGUGUGGCCUCUGCAUUUCUCUCCCUCUUUAAUGCACAGAGCUAAGACCUGCCAAAGGCCCUAUUCACUGCAGAGUUGUUUGUCUUUAAUGUACCAUAUUGUUCACUCCAGUUUUGAUUUGAUCUCAGACUACUAUAUACAGAAAAAAAAGCAUGGGGAUAUAACUGAAGAAACACAGUGUUUUUCUGUAUUUCUAUUGAUGCAUAGGUUUUUUUCCAUCUAAUAUACUUCAUGGAUGGGCUUCUUUUUUUUUUUCUUUUUUUCUUUUUUUUUUUUUUUUUGGAGCUUUUUGUUUUGUUUUAAAUCCCUGAGUUGUGCUGCACUGCAGCAUCUCUUUCAUGAGGCCUUUGAAAGGCAUGAGACAUAGCAAAGAGAACCAAAACUCACAAGCAAAAUUAAGAGAUUCUGAUUUACUUAAAGGUGAAAUAUGAAUUUGCAGGUUGGGGAUGCAUAUCUGUGCAUACUCAUACACACUUGCUGUGUUUAUGUAUGAACAGUUCCCAAUAUAGAUGCAUUUUCACAGAACAUGAUCAUUUUGAUGAAUUUAGUAAGUGAUAUCAUUGACUUCGUUUAAAGACGCACACAUGCACACUAGAUCUUUGUGGGUGCAGCAUGUUUCCAGAUACAGUUAGAAAACUGAGUUUCUGUGUUGUUGGAUAGUUUCUUAAAAAAAAAAAAAAAGGCAAAAAAAAAAAAAAAAAAAGCUUGUCUCUAUGGUUACGUUAUCUUGUCAAGCAAUCUGUAAAACCAAAUCUUCAGAUUUUCUAUUUGGUGUCAACUGUUCUGUAGUGAAAAAAUGGCUUUGUCUUGUAAUUGGCAAUGAAAUAAUAAUGCUUGGGAAAACAUUCAGAUGCUUCUAAUGGGGAAAACUGCCGAUUUUCACACAGUGCUUUUGCUAUGCAUGUUAUUAAGUUGGGAAAGUGAAUCCUGAUACUGUUUUUUUCAGGGUCACUUUAGAAAUGGGCAGCUCAAAGCAUAAUGCCUCCCAUGGGACAAAGUUACAAAGUCCAACAUUUUAUGUAGAAUCGUGCUCUGCUUACUGCAGCUAAGACUAAACUGUAGGAGUUGGUAAGGUUCCACUGCACUUGUCCUGAUGAGAUUGCAUUAGCUGCCCAUAAUGCUGCUAUUUUUUUUUUUUUAAUUCUUGUUUUUUGAAAAUUGAGCUCUGUUCUGUUACAUGUCUUUAAAACAUUAAGAUUACUUUGUUUUAAAAUUGUCGUUGAGGAGGUGGAGAGUAAAGCAGAUUGUAAAUUGCCUUUACAAGGCAACAGUGAAAACAUGCCUCCUUUUUUGUUCAAGCUGUAGAGUUGAUGGAGCUGUGUCUUGUUUUUGAGUUGCUUUAAAAAUUGUAAUAAGUCUUCAAGCAGAAUAAAGGUUGUUUUGAAACUGCA